Messenger RNA from Salvelinus sp. IW2-2015, 12985 nucleotides. NCBI's taxonomy places the organism in Eukaryota, Metazoa, Chordata, Actinopteri, Salmoniformes, Salmonidae. The record is from RefSeq and is a predicted model, not a curated record.
GACUGUUCUUCAGCCCAACUACUUACAUGUGGAGUCUUGGAAGCCUGGGCUGCUGCAGUGACUUGAGACUGCUAUGGCCAUGCCCCAGCUUGGAUUACUACUCUCUCUUAUCUUCACAGCUCUCAUUUUACUACACAUAGGUAAUUGCCUUCAGAUGGAUCAACAACUCUGCCAUCCAGAAUGCAUUGCUUCCUCAUCCCCUGACAUCUCGUACCAGAGAGGGGUGAGAUACACGUACAGAUACAGCACUACGAUAGCCACUACUCUACAAGGCUCUACCUCAGGCCGAAAUGGACUGGCUCUCGACUGUGUGGUGGAUAUUGACGUGAUUUCCAAGUGUCACCUUAUGAUGCAGAUCAGGAAUCCACAGAUAAAGCGUCUUUCUCCCCAGAAGGAACAUUCUGUGCAACGCCUAAAGAYUUUGAGGGAGUCGUUGGAGAGGAGUCGCCUCAAGUUCUCCCUCCAGGGGGGAAAGGUCACGGCCCUCUGUCCACAGGAGGGGGAGCAGCUGUGGACUCUGAACAUCAAGAGAGCUCUACUGAGCAUGCUCCAGACCUCCCGCACCGCCGAGAAGCAGGAAGUAGUGAAGGAGACGGAUCUGUAUGGGACCUGCGCUAGUAAGUAUGAGAGGAGAGGGCCUCUACUGGUGAAGACGAGGAACCUCAGGCAGUGUCAACAGGACCGACUGGCUUACUUCUGGCCCAAUUCCACCCCUCUGAGAGAGGACACGACAGUGGACUCCAAACUUCAAUGUACCCAGCGGCAUGGGACUACAGUGAUGGAGGAGGUCAACUGCACAGAGAUCAUCUCCAUGGUACCGUUGUCAGGGUCAACAGGAGUGGUGAAGACCCAGACCAUCUCUACCCUUACGCUGCUCAGAGCCCAGAAGGGCACACCCUCAGGAGUGGAUACGCUGGGUCCAGGUGUCCUGAGUGACCUCCAGUUUGUGGAGGAGGGGGCUGAAGGCCAAGUGCGAGGCAGGACGUCCUCCCCCCAAGAGGCCACAGACACCGUGAGGAAGCUGUGUGGUCUUACCUCUGACCAGCAACAGCUGUCGGAGCUGUUCCUGCACUUGGCCUUUCAACUGAGAGCCCUGUCCCUGCCUCAGCUCAGAACACUGUGGCACGACGCCUCCUUCAAGUGCCGUAACGACUGGCAGCCUCUCUUGGACGGCCUACCAGCGUGUGGCUCAGAGGAAUGCAUCGCCCUCUUAACAGACCUCAUCCGGGACGAGGAGAUAGAGCAGGAGCGGGCCCACUCUUUUCUCACCACCAUCGCCCUCAUCUCUCACCCCUCACCACACAUCGUUGGCUCGGUCAACGCGUUGCUGAAGACACCUGAGGUGUGGACCAAGGCCCUGUUGACUGGUUCUUCCCUGGUCCACCUGCUAUGUCGGAGGAGCCAGUCUCCCUGCAGUCUCAUCCCCCAGGUCCAGAGCUUCAUACAGGCACUGAAAGACACCUUGGGAGAGGGCUGUGGAGGAGACAACACAGAGCUGCUCUAUGCAUUGAAAGCAGUGGGAAAUGCAGGCUUGGCUGCUUCAGCUCUCAUCCCUCAGCUAAACCUCUGUAUACAGAGCCAUUCCACCCCUCUGGAGCUGAGACUCACUGCCAUACAAGCUUUCAGACGCAUCCCCUGCAAUGCUGACAGGGGCUCUGUGCUGCGGCUCUACCGUGACCACCAGGAGGACGUGGAGGUCAGGAUCGCUGCAUACCAGCAGAUAAUGCACUGCCCCGACCCCGAAGUGCUUCGAGCAGUGAAGACGACURUGAGCCAUGAGACCUCAAGCCAAGUGGGCUCUUUUGUGUGGAGUCACCUGACCCAGGUCCUGAGAACUGAGGACCCCAUGAAGCAGGCCCUGAUGGAGGCACUGCCUGAUGACAUCAUUACCAAAGACUUUGAGGCUGAACCCUGGAAAUACUCCUCUUAUUCAGACUACACUGCAGACUCAGGAUUUGGAGUUGCAAACAUGGAGGGAGCCUUGGUUUUCUCUUCCAAGUCCUUUGUGCCGCGCUAUGCCAUGGCUAACCUGACUGUCUACAUCCACGGAAGAGCUUUCAAUCUGCUUGAGGUCGAUCUUCGUGUGGAAAACAUUGAGCCUCUUCUGAAACACAUUUUUGGCCACAAAUCAACUUCUCCUGAUGAGGAGCCUACAACUCGGGAUGAAGAGGAGGAUGGAAAGAAGUCUCCGAUGAAGGAGAGAAGACGAAGAAAAGCAGGGGAAGGAGUUAAAGGACAGAGAAAGGAGCGGAGAAGGAGAAAAGCUGGGGAAAGAGACAGCUCMGGUUGUUCACCUAGUAUCUACGGUUACCUCAGCCAGGCCAGGACUAUGUUCUCAGGAGGGAGACUGGAGGAGGCCAGACCACGUUGUUGGCUUGGUGUCAAAGUGUUUGGGAAUGAGUUGAGCGUGGUGACCUGUGCUGACCUCUACUCUCAGAUYAAGGAGCUGUCACUCAGCAUGGCUGGGCUUGCCGUCAGACUGCUGAAGGGUCAGGGGGUGCAGCUCCACCACAGGGCGGUGUUGAUGACAGAGGAGCUGGUCCUGCCCUCUCUGUCAGGCUUACCCAUUAGACUGGGCAUCAACAUGACCUCCCUCCUCUCCCUGCACCUCAAGGGCAGUGCCAACUACAGAGACUGGUCCCACUUCUCACUGGCAGGUCACAUCAAGCCCAAUGCCUAUGUGGGCCUGUCAGCCCGGAUGGGGGUGGAUGGGGGCCUGGGUCGGGCUGGGGUGGAGUGGGCCACAGAGCUCAGGACCUCCAGCAGUCUGGAUGGGAGUGUGCAGCUCCAGGAGGGCCACGGCCUGAGAGUGGCCCUCAACACACCUGAAGACCUCAUGGAUAUAGUCUCUCUCAGCUCCAGAAUGUACCAUGUAAACGGAGACCACCGAGAGGAGAUGAGAGGCUCCAAGAGCCGUGUGGAGAGGACCACCUGCACGCCAAAGACCUGGUCUAAGAUGGUGGGGUGGCAGCUGUGCUCCAAUGUCUCCUACCCUUUAUCCUCUACGGGGCUUACCUUCCUCCCUCCCGGCCCUGUGCACCUCUCCCUCAGGCUACUGAAGCUAGACAGAGGCCUUCACCAGUACCUACUAGAGGCAGCAUACUCUCUGUUGACGCAGAGUGGCUCCUGGCUCCCCGGAGAGGCCUCCCUCCACCUCCUCCUGGCCACCCCCCAGUCCUCCAUCCCCAGGGACAUGUCUCUGGACUUGGCCCUCAGCCCCCACAGGCUGCUCCUCAAGAUGACCCACCCACUUAAGACCCUCACCAUCCAGGGGCAACUUGACCAAGUGGGGAACAUAUGGACCGGUCAACUUGAGCUUCUGAUAGACAACGUUCAUCAGUAUUACGUCAUGGGACUGAUUGACUCCCAGACCCUCCUCUCAGAGCAAAGGCUGCGUUAUCAUCUAGAGGCCAAAGUGGGUGCGGAAAGCCGUCCCAUGAUCCUCUCUGCUAACGUCACUCGCGGACUGGGCAGAAAGACCAGCCUGUCUGCCACUCUGAAGAAUGUGUUCAGAGAAGCUGCCUCCUUCUCAGUGGUUUUGGAGAGGAGGCUGGAUGAUGGGCGGAGACAGUACUCAGUGGAGGCGGAGCUCCUACUGCCUGGAGUGGUGGGCAGCAGGAUUCUAGGGCUGAUGGAGCAGAAGGGCCCACUGUGGAGCUCUGCACUGAGGCUCAAAUAUGGKCUGCGAGAGGACUCCCGACACUUGCGUCAGGAGUGCCACACGUCCCAGAGCCUGAGGAGUGAGAGGGAGCCCAACCAGACGUACCGCAUGAGGGCUGAACACGAGUUCUACUGCUCUACCACAGCCCACAUGAACCACAAGGUCCAGCUGAGACACGAGGAGAGUCCCAGCCACACCAAGUCUAGUGUGGAUGUGAGCUAUGGGAAACACUGGGACGAGAUCAACAACAAGCACCGCCUCCUCCUCAGCCAGUCCUUCAGGAACCAGUCCAGACACAACCUUACCAGCUAUGCCCUUGAGUUCAGUCUGCAGGUCCCUGACAAGCGGCUGAACUACAAGACCCAGCUCAUGCACUCUCACCUGAGGCAGAGGGGGGCCGAGAGCAGCACCCACCUCAAAGUGAACUACAACGACCAGAUGCCUCUGGUGGCUGGACUACACUGGAAAGACACCUCCAAAGCCAUGUUCAGAAAUUGGGAAGGUAUGUUCAACAUGGACACUCCCUGGCUCUACAUGUACACCACGCACAAGCUGAGUCAGCCCCAGCGCCACAUCUACCAGUUGACCUCUGAACUCACUGCCCGCAAGUGGCUGACCGUCCGUAACCUCGUGCUGGAGGGCUAUUACAGAGACAGAAGCCGGGACAGAGAGGCCCGCCUACACCUCUACGCACCCGCUGUCACAUACCUCAAAGCAGUUGGUUGGGGUAUGGUGGCUAAACAGGGUCUGAAGGCCUCCUGCACCAUCAGCUCUGUGUGGAGCCCUGCCCUGAGGGGAGACCUCUCCCUGGAGAACACCAAGCAGGGCAGGACCCUGCAGCUGGCCUCCAGCUACGGCAAAUACAACCUCAGCCUCACCGCAGGACUCACUACCCUGGACAAGAAUUUAAGGAAGAGGAUGGUGAUGAUGAAGAUGACCUUAUCAGAGCCCAAAAGCCCAUCUAUGGAGUUGGAGUUAGAGGGAGGAGUGGAGGAGCUCAGGAAGGACAAACACAUUUAUCAGAAGAGAGCGUUGCUAUUCCUUCGACAGCCGUUCCAGAACUUUCUCCAGAGCUUCCUUCUCCAGGAGACUUUCACUGUCGACCUCCACAAGGGCCUUUACAUCCUGGAAUCCAAAGCCCAUCUCUAUAGCAACAGAGACAUCAUUCAUACUCUCACCCUGGGAUACCAGCAACCCAGCCCUUUUGUGUGUUCCUCCUUGACCCACACGUUCAGCUAUGACGUCAUCCCUCCAGACUCUGAAGUGUGUGUCACAAUGUUUAGCAAUCAGACGCAGAGAGAGGUGCGAGGGAGGGUUCGGAUCGGGAAGAAGGACAGACUGACGUUCCUUGGACAAAUUCAGUUGAACCCCUCAGAUUUACCUCAGCAUAGGGUCAAAGUUCGAGCCAACCUCACCCAUCUACUCCAGUUGAAGCUCCCUUCGUCGGCCAUACUGGAAGGAGAUGUGUCCUGGAAUCCGAAAAAUAACCGUGUGUUUGAUUACCUAGUGAGAGGCAAAGUAGGAAUCAACCGGCAGGAGUGUCAGUUUUCUGUUAAUCUGAAUGGCUCAUCAGACAGAAUUGGUCUGUAUUCCUCGCUCACACAUCCCUUCCAAUCCAAGAUCCUUAAAACAUUGGAGGCCCGGCUCACUGCAGACACGUCUAUGGUGGACGGCGGAGUGAGCAGCUCUCUGUGUGUGAGGGCUGAUGGGAAGGACAGAGCCCUGCUGGAGGCCCAGCUCUCCCACUCCCUACAGAGAGACACCAGAGCCCUGAGUAUACGUCUGGCCCUGCUCCAGACUCUACUACCUACUUCAGCCACUGAGCUGCAACUCAACAUGUCUGCCAACAUAUCCUCAGAUAAACUCUCCAUGCAUGGUUCCUAUGACCAGGGAGGGGAGGUCCUGCAGGCCCAGGUGGCUGGCUCAUUGGAGCACUCCCCUGGUUCCCCGGGCCUCCGGAUGGCUGUCACGGGCGGCCUGAGGCACUCCUUACCUAGCCUCACUGCUCUGCCUCCUGCCCUGAGUCUGGAAGGAACCCUGGGGCAGUCAGACUGGCUCACUGAAGGGCAGCUGAGAGUGACAGUGAGUAAGGCUGUGUACAGUGUGGAGCUGAGUCAUCAACAGGACCAAGGAGACACCCGGGAGGAAGAGGAUGGCAUGCUGGGGAAAGAGCCUGACGCGGCCAGUGAUUGGUUGUGCGCUCGGGCAGGGGAGGAGUCUCUGUGUGUGAAUAUGAGCCGCCGAUUGGGCAGUCAGGCGAGGGGUGGAGUCAACGCCCAGCUCUCUCACUCCUCCCGCUGGCUCCAUACUGCAGGUAUACCAGGUAACAGCGGUGCCCAGGUGAGCUGGACCCAGGAGGAGGGCAGGCUCUCAGUGCUGGCAGAACUACAGACCGGGGCUCAUGGCCUGAAGGCUGAGUUUGAGAGGGCCAGGACUGGCGGGGCCUCCCCACGAUGGGAGCUCCAAACCAGGGUACAGCACCAAAGCAAGGCCCUGGUCCAAAGAGGCCUGCCCAGCUCCAUCCAGGCUACAGGGCACUAUCAGGAGGAGACAGAGCGUUUGAGUGCAGGGUUGGCCAUAGCAGUUGAAGAACAGAAGAUGGUGGACGUCCUAGUGGAAGCUGGCAAGGGGAACAACGCUGCCAACCUGACUGUGUCUCUAUUGCACCACCUGAGGCAACUCAAAGGAAUGAUACCUACAUCAUUGCAGAUGAGCUGCACGGGGUACGCCACCAACGGUCCCGAUAAUGACCGCCUCUCGGCCCAGUGCUCCGGAAGCGUCGCUGGUCGACCUGUGGAGACUCUCCUCCCUCCGUACUUCUCAGUGAACGGCUCCUUGAUCCGCUCCGGCUGCACCACGCGUCUGGACACACACCUCCACACCGGGGGAGAGGAGAGGGGGGCCGCCAGCCUGGCCUUAUCCUCCUGCCUCCCCCAGCUCAGCCUCAGGAGCUCCAUCCGUCACUCCCUGGCGGGGCUCCAUGCCCUGGGRCUCCCCCCUCGCAGUGCCCUGGUCCUGGGUAUCUCGACUGGUGAACGCCCUGGGGUAGGGGUGGAGCUGGAGCUGGGGCAGUGCCGGAUCAGGGCUGAUUCUGAGGAGAAUAAGGCUAACUGGGUCGUCAAUGUGACCCACUACUGCCCAGAACUACAGAGCACAGGACUCCCUGCAUCCCUGGCCUUCCAGGGCCUCCUCUCAUUGGUCCCUUGCCAGCUGGCCGUUCACUGUACUCUAAAGAUGGACAACCGUGAUCUUACUCUGGAGCUGGGCCAGUCCUGUAGUCCGGCAGCACACCUCUCUGGCUCCCUGACACACUCCUUCCCUGGGCUCCGGACCAGGGGCCUCCCCCUGAAGACCAGCAUAGAGGCUUGGGCCCCUGAGGGCCCCGGACAGACUGGGGCCCUGUUGAUUAAAGCUGGCUCGUGUCAUAUCAGAGCUAAUGGAGACAUGGGGUCUAAUGGACGGACACAGUGGGCUACAGAGUCAGAUUGUCCGUUGCUACAGGGUCUUGACCUCCCCUCCCAGGUCCAACUGAAUGGCUCUGUGGGAACAGAUGACCACAACAUCUGGGUGGCCAUUUUGGAUGCCAGUGUGGAGGGGCAACAGAGGGGUUCCCUGAGGCUGACCGCAGGGGCCAGGUCUGGGCUGAGGCUAGAGGGACACCUCAGUCACAACCUCACGGCCCUUGAGGGGAUACCGGGCCAGAGUAGGAUAGUGGUGACCGGUAGUGGUAGGGCAGACUCACAGGGCUACGAUACAGAGGUGGAGCUACAGCUGGGGGAAUGUGCUGUGAGAGGCUCAGCGACGGUGAUGACAAGGGACAACCUGAAGGGGGCAGUGGUGUACCACAACAACUGCACUGCACUACAGGAAUGGGGUAGUCCAGUUAAGAUGAAAGUUUCUUGGUCCUUGGGCAUCACCCAGACACUCCUAGACACCCAUGUCUCCAUGGCGAUGGAUGAAAAGAAACUACAGGCUUUGAUGGCACUGAAAACAACAAAGGGUUGGCAGGAAGCAUCAGCCCAUCUCAACCACUCUGUGCCCCUGCUAGAAAGGGUGGGUCUCCCCGCCAAUUCUGCCAUGGCGACGCGCUCAGAGAGCCAUGGCAACGGCUCUUACCACUGGCUCCUCUACUGCAUCGUGGGUAGCCAACAGUUCAUUGAGGAGAUGACCGUAGAGAGGUGUCAAGGGAUGGUGAGGGUGAAGAGCAUUGUCAAUCACACGAUGGAACUUCUGAAGACCUGGGGACUGCCAGAGAACAACAGUAUCCAGCUAGAGCUUGGUUCUGGGCAGGUGAGGAACCUGACCAUUCAGUCCCAAUUUGGAGCUCAGCUAGCAGGACUGGGGCUUCAGCUGAAGGACAGUCCAUUGGCUACUGAACUGAGAGGCAACCUGUGGCACAGUUGGCUUUGGCUUCAAGAGAGAGGUUUUCCACAGACGAUGGAGGCCAUAUGCUCCACACGCAGGGUGCUGUCUCAGCUGAGGUCCAGGGCUCACCUCUCUGUGGAUGGUCAUAGGCUGCUGGGCUCUGGCCUGAACAUCAGUGUAGCCGAUGGACAUCUAGCCAUGCUGCUCUCUCUGACCCCUCCCUCAUCACCGCGUACAGACUUGCCAUAUAGUCUGGACACAGCCCUGACCGCCCAAUUCACAGGGCCCAUGAGGAGUGUGUCAGUGGACCUGCACUGUAAGGGGAGACGGGUGCGUGUUGUUGGGGAUGUGAGGGGCUGGAGAACCUAUGGAGGGUCCAUGGAGGCCAGAGCCACAAUAGAACACAGCUUACAGGGUCAGACCAGCCCUAUUCUACAGGUGGAGGCCUGGGGAAGACUGACUGACUCUCAGCUCAGGUGCUCUGUAGCUGUGAACCCUGAGCUCAGCUCCUCUGUGGCUCUCAUCAUUCAGGGACAUCAUCUACCAGACAGUAAGGAGCUGAUGGUGAAGGUGGUCCAGAAUAUCCCACAGUUGCUGCUCUAUCUGCCCACUCAACUCAACGCCAGAUCUCAGUUGAACCAGUCAGGCUCCAGUGUCAGGGGGAUGGUGGAGCUGCAGUCGGGCAAGAGGAAGCUGUGGGCUCUGGGGGAGCUGGCUGUCACUGAGGGCGGCUACCGUCAAGCCCUGGAGCUCAACCACACCUACCCACAGCUGAAGCCCCUGCCCAGGAACAUUGCAGUGAGGAUGUCGUACGAGGCAAGGAACUGGAGCCACCAGCUGCAGCAUUGGGCCGUGUGGGGCGGUCAGGAGUUCAACAUGGCAGGCCUCUACUCUGCCCCUCCAGGACUGCAGCUGGGAGACCGCACACUCAAGGUUCAGAUUGCGUCUGUGCGUCACGGGUGCAGUCUGGAUGUGGCGUUAGAGCGUUCCCUCCAUGGUAGACUGGACAGUGUUGUGCUGGGCUGGAACAGACAUGGAAGACGGGAGGAGGUUCGAGCUCUCUCCUUGUGGAGGGGUCAGGGGGAGAGUAGUGAGACAACAUUGGAGCUGAGACAGCCAUUCACCCUAACACUCUCCCAACUCUACCUCCACACAAUCUCACACGCCUCGGCCACAGAGCAAAGAAGCAACCAUCAGACCCAUGUCUCCUGGGACAGUGGCUCUCCUGUGAAUGUUUCCCUCACCCUCAGCCAGCAGUGGCUGGACAGCUUCAGCAGGGGGCAGGCCUGUGCCCGCUUCUCUCCUGCGCAGGAAGUGGUCCCUUCCCUGGUGGCUGUUGAGGGAUGUGUCUCAGUGGCCAAGGAAGGGAACUCCUACUCCCAGAAUGCUGAGCUGAAGUGGGGCGACAAGAGCCUCAGACAAAGCAUGAACUACCAGUGGAGUGCCACAGGACUACACACCCUCCAGCUGGAGGCUGGAGCAGAGAACGUGUCUCCCGCCCCCUGUCCCUCACACACCCUGCUGGCCCAGUUCCACACCAACCUCAGAGACAGGAUGGAGCACCACAUACAGGUGGGCCUUUGUCCCCCGCACCUGUCUCUUGGCUGGUCUGGGUACCACAGAGUGAACAUAGGGACAGAGCUGCUGUACAGCAAGACCCGUCUCUCUCUGGCGGGACAGCCACACUGCAGCCUCACCCUGGCUCUCACCAACUCCUCUACCGCACACAGCACCAACAUAUCACUGGUAACUGAGUCUAAGGUGGGUAACUGGAGUGUGAAGGUAGGGGGCAGUGCCCUCUCCUCCCUGCUGGGUCCUGGGGUGCAGAUCCAGGUCAGACUCGACCGCAGUGAGCAGGUGUGGCUGAGGGGGGCGCUAGAGGGACGCUGUCUACAUGCCACAGCUGGAUAUGGGAACGGUAUAGGACCAGAUCAGGACCUCACAGUGGCACUCUGUCUGGAGGGCCGACGGAAGUUAGGCCUAACCCUUGAAGUACUGAGACGAGAGGACGGGACUCUGCUUGAGUCACUCACGUCCGUCUCUGUGGGCACAGCCAAUCAGAGCCUGUGGUUACGGGCCAGGGGAUGUGCAGAGAGCCUAUUGGCAGUGGAGGCUCAGGUCCACCAUUUGGGCUCUCAGAUGAGAAAGAAGAUCUUGGAGAGAGUGCAGACGUUACAGCACCUCCUGACAGAAUUCGGGCGGCAGGUUUGCUUUGGAAAUUCAUUUACUUCCGUGUCUAAGGACAUUGAAUUGCUUCAGGAGCUGAGCGGCGCAGCCUUACGUUUUACCCAGAGAACAGAGGCCCUGCUGGGGCAGAGAGAGGGAGGAGCGUGGGGCUCCUGGAGGACCAGCCGACUACGCCACGCUCUGACUCACAGUCUGCCACGCCUCCUCCUCCUACUACAACACGCCUCUCAGCUUGGACAGCAUGAGCUCAGGAGACCACUGGCUACUAUAGCCGAGGCAUACCAUGAUGUGACAGGCCAGAAGGUAGACUCUGUAUGGAGGGAGGCCGUGUCCAUGUGGACUGACAGACUGGUGGAGCUCCUACCCCCCCUACUGGAGAACCCUCAUCUUAGACCAGUAGCCCAGUUCACCCUCACUACCCUCAGCACUAUCCUGGAUGUGGUGAGCCAUCAGACUGGCCACUGGGCAGAGUUGAGGUUGGCAGUAGCCUUGGCGGGGGUCAGAAGACGAUUGGCCUCUGUGUACAAACUCUCCGCAAGUGACUGCUCUGUGUCUGUAACUAUACCCCUGCCCCUGGCACGGGGCCCUUGGUCCAGGAUGGAGAAGUUCGGGGUGGUAGAGGUCCUUCUGGAGGAGUGGCUCCUCAGGCCCUUGCAGGCCCUCACCUCCAUCAGGCCCACCGCCGAGCUCUACCGCCUGAAACGGAAGAUCACGGACAGCCCCUUCUGCCAUGAAGCUCUGUUGGUGGCCAACCAGUUUGUGGUGUCGUUCGACGGCCACCUAUAUGAGCUGCCAGGCCCGUGUCCAGUCAUCCUAGCCCACGAUGUCACUCAGGAUGACUCCUUCACUGUGCUGCUAGGUUCAGACUCCAGCUCACAGCACACUCUGUUGGUGCGGAUGAAUAACAGCACUGUUGCCAUCCACCACAAUGGAGAGGUGAAAUUCAAUUGUCAUGUCACACAGACAUCCUACAGUGAUAAUGGGCUGGUCAUCAGGAAAGAGGGGAAUGUUGUCGAGGUGUCCAAUCAGAAUGGAGCGCGGGUGUCAUGUGACCCAUCGCUCGACCUGUGCCGCCUGACUCUGGAUGGCUGGCUACAUGGUGUGUCCACUGGUGUCCUAGGGACCAAUGACAAUGAAGCAGGAAAUGACUUCCCUCUUCCUGAUGGCUCCCAGGCUGACAACAUGGCUGACUUUAUGCACAGCUGGCAGAUCAGUCCUGAGUGRGGCAGUGUACCACAGAUAGCAGAGCCCUGUUCUAAGUCGACUGCCGACUCUCUGAGCUGUGACUUUCUCUUCUCUGCCCGUGACUCUCCACUGGGCUCCUGCUUCAGAGUGGUGGACCCAGGCCAGUUCUUAUCGGUGUGUGAGAGAAGCCAUUGUGGCUCUGUCUCGGGCCGCUCCGGAGCACCCUGUAAGCUAGCUGCUGCUUUUGUAUACCUCUGCCAGAGAAACUACGUCCCGUUAGAGCUCCCUGUCCAAUGCAUUCGAGUAUGAGGCACUUCCAUAAUGUUCCAAGUUACGAUUGAGUUUCGGGCUCAUUGCACGCGCGAUAGAACACCAGAAUAUGUGUGAGGCUCCACACCUCCGCUUAGGCAAGAAAAUAAUAACAACGGCAGUGGGGCAGACGYUACUGCGGCAUCCAUCUUUAACAGUACUGCAGUUAUGUUUGUUGCUUUUUGUAGGGUGUCCAGAGGGGGUGAAAAUGCACUUCUUUAUGUCAUAAAAUGCAUUUUACCAAGACAAAUAUGAUUAUUCAUGUUCUGAAUCGUUCAGUGGAUUCUCUCGCUAACGUAUCAUUAUAUCCCAAAAGUCCGAUUUUGUAACCUAAUGCAUCUGACAUUGCGARGCACGUUUCUCUUAACAACUUUUGAGGAUUUAACAUUUUGUGGGCGUCGUCUUUAAAGUUGUUUGCACGGGUCACAAAAUGUUUUAUUAGCAUGAUAUGAGCUAAAGUAAAUAUAAAAGGCUUUGAAAAUAAAAAGCUUGGCAUACGCUCAGUGCUUUAUUGACAUUUCACCGAGAUACACUUGUUUUUGUGAGAAAUCUUAAAAAAGAACAAAAAUAGAUAUCCAUCUUAGUUAUUUGAGUGACUUACAGGAGCAGCUAAAGCUUAGUGCCUUGCUCAAGCGCACAUUUUUCCCAGAGUCGACUUUGGGAUUCUAACCAGCGCUCUUUGGGUUACUGUCCCAGCACUCUUAACCUGCGGUAUAUGUGGUUUAUGUCCUGCGGAUUUCAGAAGAAAGAUGACAAGUUUAACGUGAAAGUGAGCCUUUCAGGUAGCCAGUAGCCUUAAUUCUUGCACAGAAUCCAGCCUAGCUAACGCAAAGCAAUUUUCSKGAUUUUUGACCACUUUUUUUCUCUGACCACCAUUGAUUUAGUCACACUAAUUCUGGCCAUCCUACAAGAGUAAAAACUCCAAUAACUUUGAAUGGAUUAUGAUAGAGACAUGGGGUUCGGACCAUUGGUACACAAUAAACAUAUUAUUUUACCCAUUGAUCGAAAUAUGUUUUUGAUUGGACACCCCACUUGAACAUCCUUUAGGCAAUUGUGUUUAUUUUUUUAUUUUUUWAAACAUGUUAUUUCGUCUUGUUAAACUGCUGAUGUUUUUGUGUACCUUCUAUAAUUAAUAUGUACAGUCAUUUUUGUUUAGAUAGUAACAUUUAUGAAACCUUCGUCAAUGUGUGAAUAAAGUGGACAAUCCUAAGGAGUAUUAAACAUUGUUCCUUAAAGGGCCAAUCAUCAGCUGAAACAAUAAAGUGUUCUACCUGUCUA